AAUUUUAGUAGGACCAUUUCCUGAUUACUUUUUAUAUUUUAUACUAUUUAUAUUUUUGCUAAUGGAAUUUCUAUAGGUAUUGUUAGAUUUGAAGUUUUUGAAUUAUAAUAAAUAAAGGAUGGUCACUAUAAACAAAAAUUAUAUUAUUAUGAAAUAUUAGUGAUAAAUUUUAAUGAUAAAAAUUAAGAAAUUUAUUUGAAAAAAAUGUGCGACACUAUAAGUAUGGAAGUAGCAGAUGACGAGGAUUGUUCAUAUUUUCAACAAAGUGAGCUAUUUGCUGAGGGCCUAACAGUCAUGGAAGAAAUUAGGCGCCAGGGAAAACUGUGUGAUGUCACUUUAAAAGUGGAAGACCAGUCCUUUUCCGCUCAUAGAAUUGUUUUAGCUGCUUCAAUUCCAUACUUUUACGCAAUGUUCACACACAAUAUGGUAGAAAGUAAGAAAAGAGAUAUAGUUAUGAAAGGAAUAGAGCCAAAAGCUUUAGAAACCCUUAUAAAUUUUGCUUAUUCUGGCAAGGUUACAAUAUCAAAUAGAAAUGUACAAUCUCUCAUGGUUGGAGCUUCCUUUUUGCAACUGACAAAAGUUCGUGAUGCUUGUGCAGAUUUUUUAAAAAUGAGAUUUCAUCCCCACAAUGUGCUUGGAAUAAGACAAUUUGCAGAAACAUUGGGAUGUACUAAAUUAAAAACACAUGCAGAUAUUUACUUGGCACAAUUCUUUCAUGAAGUGUGUUUAAGUGAUGAAUUUUUACUAUUAUCAAAUACUGAAGUAUUAAAUAUAAUUCAAUGUGAUGGUUUAGAUAUCAGUAGCGAGUCUGAAGUGUUUGAAGCUUUAAUGGGUUGGAUUGGACACAAUCCAGAUGAAAGACAGCAAUACUUACCUGAGUUGCUGGCACAUAUUAGAUUACCUUUAUUACCUCCACAAUAUUUAGCUGAUCGAGUAGCAACAGAAGAAAUGAUUAGAACAUCUCAUAAAUGCAGAGAUCUUCUAGAUGAAGCAAAGGAUUAUCAUUUAAUGCCUGAACGAAGAAGUCUUAUUCCUAGAUUUCGAACACAACCUAGAGUAUUUGAAUAUUCCAUUGGACAUAUUUAUGCUGUUGGAGGACUUACUAAAAAUGGAGACUCUGUAUCAGCUGUAGAAACAUUUGAUCCUAAACUUGGCCAAUGGCAAAUAGGUGAAGCAAUGUGCAUGAUGAGAUCUCGAGUAGGUGUUGCUGUUUCCAAAGGUCGUUUAUAUGCUUUCGGAGGUUUUAAUGGAACUGAGAGGUUAAAAACUGUAGAAAUUUAUGAUCCUGUGCUAAAACGAUGGGAAAAGGGUAGUCCCAUGCAAUAUAAACGAAGUGCUGUUGGAGUUGCUACAUUAGGAAAUCUGAUUUAUGUUUGUGGAGGAUAUGAUGGAAUAACAUCACUUAAUACAGUCGAAUGUUAUAAUCCAAAUACCGAUACAUGGAAAUUAAUAAGUCCCAUGAUAAAAUAUCGUUCUGCUGGUGGUGUGGCUUCAUUAUCUGGUUAUAUUUGGGCAUUAGGUGGUCAUGAUGGACUUUCCAUUUUUGAUUCUGUUGAAAGAUAUGAUCCCAGAACAGACACUUGGGUGAAAAUGGAAUCUAUGCUAACAAGAAGAUGUCGCUUAGGCGUUGCUCCUCUAAAUGGUAAAUUAUAUGUUUGUGGAGGAUAUGACGGUUCAAAAUUUCUUCAAACUGUAGAAAUGUUUGACCCUGUUACAAAUUCUUGGUCAUUUGUUGCGCCCAUGAAUGUCAUGAGAUCAAGGGUAGCUUUAGUUGCAAACAUGGGCAAGCUUUGGGCUAUUGGGGGAUAUGAUGGUGAGAGUAAUUUAUCAACUGUUGAAGUAUAUGAUCCAAUUGCAAAUGAGUGGUCAAUGGCGCCUGCCAUGUGUGCUCAUGAAGGAGGUGUUGGUGCUGCAGUAGUGCCCGUGAUCUAGUAUAUAAUUUUUGACAAUUUAUAUGUGAUAUUAUAAAAACAUACGUUUGCAUUCUUUGUUAAGCAGAUUAAUUUGCUGCUCGAUUAGAAAACAUUG
Messenger RNA from Ctenocephalides felis (cat flea), 2028 nucleotides. RefSeq names its product kelch-like protein 18. The transcript is spliced from 11 exons. NCBI's taxonomy places the organism in Eukaryota, Metazoa, Arthropoda, Insecta, Siphonaptera, Pulicidae. Bases 205 to 1932 code for a protein of 575 amino acids. Gene Ontology annotation, molecular function: protein binding. The record is from RefSeq and is a predicted model, not a curated record.